Messenger RNA from Oncorhynchus kisutch (coho salmon), 5257 nucleotides. Its product is annotated as ADAMTS-like protein 2. The transcript has 19 exons. The record is from RefSeq and is a predicted model, not a curated record. Lineage: Eukaryota; Metazoa; Chordata; Actinopteri; Salmoniformes; Salmonidae. Bases 1 to 3036 code for a protein of 1011 amino acids. Gene Ontology annotation, biological process: extracellular matrix organization. Gene Ontology annotation, cellular component: extracellular matrix.
AUGAGUCUGCCUGGGCCUUCCAUCCAGACCAGACAGCCCUGGUCGGAGCAGCCCCAGCUCCCCACAGCCUCCCCAGGGACUGUCCGCUAUCUGUCUGCUGCCAAUGAAGGAAAAACACCCCUCCUCCCCUCUGUCCCCCUGAGGCCCACUGCUCAGGGGAUGCUGGGGGUGUGGCAAUGGGGAGACACACAGGGCUGUGUUUACUCUUCUCUGUGGCCCUGGGACGCCUUGAUGCGGAUCUGGUCGUGGGAACAAUGUGGGGAGACUAGCAUGGUGCUACUGGGGUUCCUCACCCUGGGAUUGUCUGUAGGGAACCUCUCAACCAGGGGACAGGAGGAUGGGGCAGCCUCCAACAGUCUGGAGGAUGAGCUGGAGUCCACCACAUACUGGUGGGGGGAGUGGGCCAAGUGGACCGCCUGCACGCGCACCUGUGGAGGUGGGGUCAUGUCCCAGGAGAGGCACUGUCUCAAACAGAGAAAGAAAGCAGCCGCUGGUAGAGACAACAUGACCUGCAGUGGCACUUCGAAAAAAUACCUCCUCUGUAACACCAAGGACUGCCCUUCCUCUGGGAGAAGCUUUAGGGAAGAGCAGUGCUGGUCGUUCAACUCACAGGUCUACAAUGGCAGGAACUACCACUGGAAACCCCUGUAUCCCGAUGACUAUGUCCAUAUCUCCAGUAACCCAUGUGACCUGCACUGCACCACAGCCGACGGCCAGAGACAGCUGAUGGUUCCUGCCCGAGACGGAACAUCCUGCAAGUACAGCAACUACAGAGGGGUCUGUGUGGACGGCAGAUGUGAGCCAAUCGGGUGUGAUGGAGUGCUCUUCUCGCCCAAUACACUGGAUACGUGUGGAGUGUGUCAGGGGGAUGGCAGCAGCUGCAGCAGGGUCAAUGGAAACUUCCGCCGUGAGGCCACCAGUUUGGGUUACUCCUUUAUCACAACAAUCCCUGAGGGUUCCUGGGACAUCCAGAUCAUUGAGAGGAAGAAGUCAGCUGAUGUUUUGGCUGUGACUGAUCAGGCGGGGAACUUCUUUUUCAAUGGAAACUACAAGGUGGACAGCCCCCAGAACUUCCAUGCGGCGGGUACCGUCUUCAAGUACCGGCGGCCCAUGGAUGUGUAUGAGACGGGAAUCGAGUACAUCGUAGCCAAAGGGCCCAUCAACCAGGCCAUCAAUGUUCUGGUGUGGAACCAGAAUGGUCGUAUCCCUUACAUUACGUACGAGUACACCGUCCUACGGGAGUCCCUGUCCCCCAUCCCUCAACCCCCUGUCUACACCGGCCCCGACAGCACCACCCCUGGGGUUUCCGUGGAGAUGGGCAGUAUGGUGGCCCCCAACGAGAGCACGUAUGACAAGGCGAUACCUGAGACUCAUCAGAACCGUUUGUUGAAGAAGGGGGCCGAGAUGGCAGGGGCCGAGGGCCAGGAGACCAAUGAGGUGAAUGAGGAUACAGCAGCCAUUGACUGUGACCAGGACAGCCCAACCCUUCCACAAUACACAGAUGGCAACAGCAGUCACACAGGCAGUGUAGCAGUCCCUGCCCCGGCAGCCAGCAGGCCUUUAGAGGAGGUGCCAGACCCAGAGAACCUCAUCUGGAGAGUCUUGCUGGGCGAGCGGAUUGGUCCAGAUGUGGGAGAGGGACUGUUCUCGUCAGAGGUGGGGCCAUUGGAGGUAGACCAUAGCAGUGUGAAGUUCCCCCUCAAAAGCUCACUGGGGGAGUUCAGUCUGGGCCGGCGGAGGAAUGAUACUGGAGACCUGCUGUUCCCCAACAGGACGUUGCUGACAGGGAUGAGGAGCAACAACCGUACCAACAGAACUAGGACCAUUCAGAGGUUCCUGCAGAAGAACUUCAAGCUGAGCCCUGCAGACAUGUACCGCUGGAAACUGUCUUCUCAGGAACCCUGCACCUCCACCUGCUCUAUAGGAGUGUCAAAGUCCUUUGCCAUGUGUGUGCGCUACGAUGGAGCUGAGGUAGAUGACAUGCAGUGUGACAAUAUGACCCGACCUGAGCCUGUUCAUGACUUCUGCAUUGGGAGGGAGUGCCAGCCCAGGUGGGAGGCCAGCAGUUGGAGUGAAUGUUCUCGUACUUGUGGUGAGGGCUUCCAGUUCCGUCUGGUGCGCUGCUGGAAGAUGCUGUCCCCCGGGCUGGACAGCUCUGUGUACAGUGAUCUCUGCACCGUGGCAGAACUGGAGAGGCCUCUGGAGCGCCGUGCCUGUAAGAGCCCCACCUGUGGCCCCCAAUGGGAGGUGGCCGAGUGGACUGAGUGUCCAGCCAAGUGUGGCCACAGGGCCCAGGUGACCCGGGAGGUCAGGUGUUCAGACGAAACCAAGUUAUGUGAUCCCCCGACCCGCCCCCCUAACAUUAAGAACUGCACAGGCUCGCCCUGCGAACGCCAGUGGACUGUGUCAGAGUGGGGGCCAUGCUCGGGGUUGUGCGGCCAGGGGAAGAUGGUACGCCACGUGUACUGUAAGACACCAGAGGGCCGUGUGGUGCCUGAAUCUCAGUGCUCUCUGGAGAAUAAGCCCCUGGCCAUCCAUCCCUGUGGGGAGAAGGACUGUGCCCCACACUGGCUCACUCAGGACUGGGAGAGGUGUAACACGACAUGUGGCCGCGGUGUGAAGCGGAGGAUCGUGCAAUGCGCCGGCAUCACCGCUGGGAAGUUCCAGACCCACGACAACGAGGACUGUGGUGCCAGUGAGAGGCCAGAGGACGAGAACACCUGCUUUGAGAGGCCCUGUUUCAAGUGGUACACCACACCCUGGUCUGAGUGCACUAAGAUGUGUGGUGUGGGUGUUAGGAUGAGAGAUGUAAAGUGCUACCAGGCUAGGGAGAUCGUGAGAGGGUGUGACUCCCUGACCAAGCCUGUGGCCAAGCAGACCUGCGCCCUGCAACCCUGUCCCACUGAACCCCCAGAUGAGAGCUGUCAGGACCGACCCACCACCAACUGCUCUCUAGCUCUGAAGGUGAACCUGUGCAGUCACUGGUACUACAGCAAGGCCUGCUGCCAUUCCUGCAGGGCCCAGCACACCUCUUAGUAUUGCCUGACACCCCCAAAGCCUUUCCCCCAUAGUAGGCUACUCUACUUCACCACAGUAAGUUACUCUACCACACCACACUAGGCUACUCUACUACACUACAGUAGACUACUCUACAGUAAGUUACUCUACUACACCACACUAGGCUACUCUACUACACCACACUAGGCUACUCUACUACACUACAGUAGACUACUAUACAGUAAGUUACUCUACUACACCACACUAGGCUACUCUACUACACUACAGUAGACUACUCUACAGUAAAUUACUCUACUACACCACAGUAGGUUACUCUACUACACUACAGUACGUUCCCCACAGUAAGUUACUCUACUACACCACAGUAGGCUACCCUACUUCACCACAGUAAGUUACUCUACUACACCACAGUAGGCUACUCUACUACACCACACUAGGCUACUCUACUACACCACAGUAAGUUACUCUACUCUACCACACUAGGCUACUCUAAUACACCACACUAGGCUACUCUACUGAACCCUAGUAGGCUACUCUACUGCACCCCAGUAGGCUACUCUACUGCACCCCAGUAGGCUACUCUACUACACCACACUAAGCUACUCUACUACACCACACUAGGCUACUCUACUACACCACACUAGGCUACUCUACUACACCAGACUAGGCUACUCUACUGCACCACAGUAGGCUACUCUACUGCACCCCAGUAGGCUACUCUACUACACCACACUAGGCUACUCUACUGCACCCCAGUAGUCUACUCUACUGCACCCAGUAGUCUACUCUACUGCACCCAGUAGGCUACUCUACUACACCACACUAGGCUUCUCUACUACCCCACACUAGGCUACUCUACUACACCACAGUAGGCUACUCUACUACACCACAGUAGGCUACUCUACUACACCACAGUAGGCUACUCUAUUACACCACACUAGGCUACUCUACUGCACCCUAGUAAGUUACUCUACUACACCACACUAGGCUACUCUACAACACCACACUAUGCUUCUCUACUACACCAAACUAGGCUACUCUACUGCACCACAGUAGGCUACUCUACUACACCACACUAGGCUUCUCUACUACACCACACUAGGCUACUCUACUACACCACACUAGGCUACUCUACUGCACCCCAGUAGGCUACUCUACUACACCACACUAGGCUACUCUACUACACCACACUAGGCUACUCUAUUACACCACACUAGGCUACUCUAUUACACCACACUAGGCUACUCUACUACACCACAGUAGGCUACUCUAUUACACCACACUAGGCUACUCUACUACACCGCAGUAGGCUACUCUAUUACACCACACUAGGCUAUGGUAUAUCCAAAGGGAUAUGAUCUAAAUAAGGAAAAAACAGUAGAAUAUGAUAAAGGCUUCAGUAUGAACCACAUACCUUUCUUUCAGAGGUUGUCAAUUGGGCACAUGCAAAGACUGAAACCCUGAAGUAUUAAGAGUCAAGCGGGGAGACGAGAGAGCAAAGAGUGAACUGGUGCAUCUAUUUUUGUCUUUUGAAGAGAGAAUCCUACAUCAGAAAUCUCUUAAACCACACAGGGCCAUACUUAUGUGGAAAGAUGCAUCAAAUUAUUUCCUGGUUGACUAUACUGCAUGUCUAGACUGUAUUUAAGGUAAAUAUUGAUUAUAUUGUUAAUUAGUGUCUGGCACAAGGAAGGUGGCCUUACUGAGUGUUAUCCUUGGCUAUGCUAUAAGAAAUAGUACAAUAUGUCAAAGAAAGGUUUUAAAAAAUGUCUCAAGACUCAUUUCAGCUUCAUCUCUUGUAAGUGUCCCAUUUUAUUCUGCUCAUUCUAUUGUUAUUAUGCCCAUACUGCUAUUUCUAUGUUAUUAGUUAUUUUUGCAGGACAUACAAUUUAUUUAUUGCUCAUCACACUUAAUUUUUAUCAAUCAUGGCAUAUAAUUCUUGAAGUUACUAAAUGCCAGUUAGCUAAAUGUGAAUGAGAGCGUGAAUUGAGAGGGUAAGACUGAAGACAUACAGUAUGACCAUACAGUUAUCCCAUUUAUGAACUGAAAGAUUCCUGACACGUGAGAAGGUUGAAAUACAUUCAAGAGUGUGUGUCUCAUAUUGGCAAUAUCGUUAUCUAGUUUACUGGUUUUGUUAACUGAUGCCUCUUUGUCCAAAAAAAGUUAUCAUUGACAUUUUGUACUGUUAUCAACUGAAAUGCUCAAUGUAUCUACCUGUAUUUCAAUUAAAAGGUCUACAUUA